UGCGUGUACACAUACCACAAAAAAUGUACAUAUCAUAUGGACAUUUACUGACACGUAUGCUUAUUUGACGGCUUUAUAUUAUCAAAAAUAUUUGUCCCUUAAACUAUUAUAAUUAUUUGAGAUAAUAAAAUAAUAAUACGUAAAUUAUUGGAUAAAUAGAAAGUUGAAAUUAAUAAUAUAUCAUCGAUAAGAUGAGUAGCAUUGUGGAGCAACCAUGCUAUACCCUGAUAAAUAUACCAACGGAAUCAGAGCCGAUAAACGAGCUCCAGAUGAAACAAGAUCUGGAGAAAGGUGACAUUCCAGUUAAAAUUGAUGCAUUAAAAAAAACAAUUCAUAUGAUACUAAGUGGUGAAAGACUACCUGGUCUAUUAAUGACAAUUAUUAGAUUUGUUUUGCCACUUCAAGAUCAUACAAUUAAAAAAUUGCUUCUUAUUUUUUGGGAAAUUGUACCAAAAACAUCACCAGAUGGAAAACUUUUACAAGAAAUGAUACUUGUUUGUGAUGCAUAUAGAAAAGAUCUUCAGCAUCCAAAUGAAUAUGUUAGAGGAUCAACAUUGAGAUUCCUUUGCAAAUUGAAAGAACCAGAACUUCUUGAACCUUUAAUGCCAACAAUAAUUGCUUGUUUAGAACAUCGUCAUGCAUAUGUUCGUCGUAAUGCAGUACUUGCAAUAUUUACAAUAUAUAGAAAUUUUGAAUUUUUAAUUCCUGAUGCUCCUGAACAAAUAGCAAAAUAUCUUGAAGAAGAAAGAGACAUGUCAUGUCGUCGUAAUGCAUUUUUAAUGCUUCUUCAUGCUGAUCAAAAUCGUGCUUUAGCAUAUCUUGCUGCUUGUCUUGAUCUUGUACCAACAUUUGGUGAUAUUUUACAACUUGUUAUUGUUGAAUUAAUAUACAAAGUAUGUUUAGCAAAACCAUCAGAACGUGCACGUUUUAUACGUUGUAUUUACAGUUUAUUAAAUUCACCAAGUGCUGCUGUACGUUAUGAAGCUGCUGGUACACUUGUUACAUUAUCAAGUGUACCAACAGCAAUUAAAGCUGCAGCAUCUUGUUAUAUUGAACUUGUUGUCAAAGAAAGUGAUAACAAUGUCAAGUUAAUUGUUUUAGAUCGUCUUAUUGCUAUGAAAGAAAGUGAAUCACAUGAAAGAGUACUACAAGAUCUUGUAAUGGAUAUACUAAGAGUACUUGGUUCACCAGCACUUGAAGUACGUACAAAAACUCUUGCAUUAGCAAUUGAUCUUGUUACAAAUCGUACAGUUGAAGAAGUUGUACAAUUUUUAAAAAAAGAAAUAAGUAAAACAGUUGGUAAAGAACAUGAAGAUUCUGGUAAAUAUCGUCAAUUAUUAGUAAGAACACUUCAUACAUGUUGUAUUAAAUUUCCUGAUGUAGCAGCAACAGUUAUACCUGUAUUAGUUGAUUUUCUAUCUGAAAAUAAUGAAGCAGCAGCAACAGAUGUUUUGGUAUUUAUACGUGAAGCAAUACAAAGAUUUGAUAAUUUACAACCAUUAAUUAUUGAAAAGCUACUUGAAGUAUUUUUGAAUAUAAGAUCAGUUAAAGUACACAGAGGUGCAUUAUGGAUACUUGGUGAAUAUGCAACAACAAAAGAAGAUAUUGAAAGUUUAAUGAAUCGAAUAAGAUCAUCACUUGGUGAAUUGCCACUUGUUGAAGCUGAAAAUAAACGUCAAAAUGGUGAAAAACCAAGUGAUGAUGGUGCAACACCAUCACAACCAGCUCAAUUAGUAACAUCUGAUGGUACAUAUGCAACACAAAGUGCAUUUAGUUCAUCAUCAAAUCGUAAAAAAGAAGAAAAACGUCCGGCAUUAGUGCAAUACAUGAUGGAUGGAGAUUUUUUUAUUGGUGCAUCAUUGUCAACAACAUUAGCAAAAUUAGCAUUACGUUAUAAAUCAUUGGUAUCUGAUGAACAAAAAAGUAAUCGUAUUCAAGCUGAAGCAAUGUUAGUUAUGUCAAGUAUUUUACAAUUGGGUCGUUCUGGUUUAGCAACAAAAGCUAUGACUCAUGAUGACGGUGAAAGAAUAUCACUUUGUUUAAGAUCACUUGCUUGUCCAACAACAAUUGUUCAGCAUGUAUUUACUGAAGGUUGUCGUGAUGCAUUGGGUCGUAUGUUAACAGCUAAAGCUGAAGAAGAUUCACAAACACAAAAAGCUAAAGAAAAAACUGGUUGUAUUGUACAAGUUGAUGAUGCAAUACAAUUUUUACAACUUAAUAAAGGAGCUGAUUUAAGUGGUGGUACUGGUGAUGUAUUUGAACAAAGUUUAAGUGCUGCUGUUGCUGGUAGAUCAAAUAGUAGUGGUGAUUCACCAGCUCCAAGUGCCCUAAGUAAAGUAACACAAUUAACUGGUUUUUCUGAUCCAGUUUAUGCUGAAGCACUUGUUCAUGUUAAUCAAUAUGAUAUUGUACUUGAUGUAUUGAUUGUCAAUCAAACUGAGGAUACAUUACAAAAUUGUACACUUGAAUUGGCAACAAUGGGAGAUUUAAAACUUGUUGAAAGACCACAACCAAUUGUUUUAGCACCAAGAGAUUUUGCAAGUAUAAAAGCAAAUGUUAAAGUUGCUUCAACAGAAAAUGGAAUUAUUUUUGGCAAUAUUGUGUAUGAUAUAUCAGGUGCUGGAUCUGAUAGAAGUGUUGUUGUUCUAAAUGACAUUCAUAUUGACAUUAUGGAUUACAUUGUUCCAGCAUCAUGUACAGAUGCUGAAUUUAGACAAAUGUGGGCUGAAUUUGAAUGGGAAAAUAAAGUUUCUGUCAAUACAACACUUGCUGAUCUUCGAGAGUAUUUGGCUCAUCUAUUAAAAUCAACAAAUAUGCGUUGUCUUACACCAGAAAAAGCACUAUCUGGACAAUGUGGCUUUAUGGCAGCAAAUAUGUAUGCAAAAUCAAUAUUUGGUGAAGAUGCAUUGGCUAAUUUAUCAAUUGAAAAACCAUUUAAUAAACCAGAUGCUCCAGUUGUUGGACAUAUUAGAAUUCGUGCCAAGAGUCAAGGUAUGGCCUUGUCACUUGGUGAUAAAAUUAAUUCAGCACAAAAACUUAUUCAAGCUAAGGUUGUUCAAGCUGCAUGAAUUUUAAAAUAGACAUUGUUUAAUAAAUGAAAGCAAAACCUAAUUUUAACAAUUGAAUGAAUAUAAAUGAUACAAAAAAUUAGUAAGUAUGUAAAAUGAUUAAAUAAUUAUGAUUAUUAUAUUAUUAUUUUUUUUUUUUUCAAAUAAAUAUUAUAACCAUUAUAUAUAUAUAGUAAAUAAUAUAGUACACAGGUAUUAUAUGCAUUUUAUCAGUUGGUAUAAAUCAUCUCACGUGAAAAAUAAUAAGAAAAAUUAAUUUGUAUUGUAUUUUAUUUUACUCAAAUAUAAAUUUAAUGUGUAUUACUAUUUUUUUUUUUUUAUCAAUUGCAAUGAUUUUUUUACAAACAAAAUUAUAUAUUAUUUAAAAACAGAUAAAAUAAUUGAUAGUUUAAAAAAUUAAAUGCUUUUCAUUUGUGCCAUUAAUUCGUCUAGGCUCAAUCCACUGGUGUCAUCAGUAGAUUCUUCAUUGUCAAUUGUUGUUGAACUUGUUGGAAUGUCAUAAGCUUGUUUUAGACCAGCACAUAAAUUACCAGUUGAAGAUUGAUCAGCUUGUAUGUUUUGUUCUUCAUCGUCAUCAUCAUCAAUUAGAGAAAUUCCCCACUCAUUGCUUUCAUGAAUUGGUCCUUCUUCAGGUAUUUCUUCAACAAUUUGUUUUUUUGGAAUUGCAUUAAAUUCUUGUUGUCUUUGACGACAAAAUUUUUCAUCACAACUUGGAUUUGGUCUGAGUGUCAUUGAUGGAAAAAAAUCUUGCAUUGCAUUGUAGCCAAGAUAAUUUGAUGUAACUCCAAAA
Molecule: messenger RNA, 3858 nt
Organism: Aphidius gifuensis
Lineage: Eukaryota; Metazoa; Arthropoda; Insecta; Hymenoptera; Braconidae
Gene: betaCOP
Product: coatomer subunit beta
Exons: 3
Coding region: 192-3068 (958 amino acids)
Biological process (GO): intra-Golgi vesicle-mediated transport; endoplasmic reticulum to Golgi vesicle-mediated transport; intracellular protein transport
Cellular component (GO): cytoplasm; COPI vesicle coat
Molecular function (GO): structural molecule activity
Source: RefSeq, a predicted model, not a curated record